GUCCUCUCAGCCCAACAACUUCCCAAAACGUCACCGUUGCUCUCUCGUCUUUAUCUUUUUUCAGUCAUCAUUUCUCGCCGGAAUCGAGUCCUUUUUUUUCCCCUUUCUUUUUCUUUUUCUUUUUCUUGGGGUUUUCACCGCGGUACGGGUCUGGUGCCGGCGGACGCAGAUUUUCCGGCCAUUCUUCCAUUAUCUUAGAUAGCCGGAUUGCUGAUGCCUAUCAUUAGCGAUCUUUACCGGUCGGUUGUUCGAGAAAUGAGCCUUUUUCUUUAGCGUGGUUUCGAAGUAAAUCGAUGCUUUGUACCAAAAAUGAGGAGCAAUGUUUUUGUUAUUAGUGCAGCAGAUACGGUGAUAAUCGGCAACAUAAAGGUACCUAACCUAGCUUAAACAUCUUGGUUUUUUGGUGUAGAUCUAUCGAUCUUUGGAGAAUCCUUGGUAUUUGUGCAGAGUGAAUUUUGUGAUCCGAAGAAGAAAUGGAUGAUUAUGAUUUUAGGAGUCCUCGAUUUUAGUAGUCAUAUCUGCACUGAGAUUUUGUUGAUCAGUGUCUGGUAAUCUGUAGCGUAAUCUUAUCCCCUUCAAAAGCCAAAUAAGUUUUUUCCCUUUGGUUUAUUGGUGGUUGUUUUGGUGAUAUCAGUGAUAGUCUAACAAAGAGAUGAUCGGAGUUUUUGAAGUCAUCAUCGUUGACUAGGAAACAUUUAUGAAGGUCUUAACAGCUGAAGCAAUUUGAAAAGCUCAGCUAAAAUUUUCCAAAUUCAAGAAGAAAAAUCUACGUUUUCAAUUAGGCCUCAUGCCUUUCCCUAUGAAGAUUCAACCUGUUGAUUUCGCCUCACCGGAAGAAGAAUCUGAAUCGACUCGUUAUGAGCCGGUGAAGCCUCCUGUGUUCAAGUCUCGAUUCAAGAGGCUGUUUGAGAGGCAAUUCUGUAGUGUCUUGAAAACAUCCGCCGCUCCUUCGCCGGAGAAGCCAACUGCCAUCGGCGGCGGCGAGAAGGACAAGGACAGCUGCGAUGAGUUUGAACCAAGCUCUGUUUGUUUGAACAAAAUGGUAGAGAAUUUCAUCUACGAGAGCAAUGAAAAUAACAAGCAACAGAGGUGUGGGAGGCAUCGUUGCAAUUGCUUGAAGGGAAGCUGCACCGACAGCUCCGAUGAUGAAGCCGAUUCAUUCAAUUGUUUCGGCGAUUCGUUUUCCAACCAUUCCAGUGGUUCGGAUACAAUUGAAUCCCUCAAGAGUUUGGUGGUGUGUGCUUGUGUCAUUGAAAGAACCAUCUUAGCUGAAACUGCAAAGCUAGUCGAAAAGAACAAAAUGGGUAAAGGUAAGGAUGAUUUCUGCAGAAAGGUCGUAACUGACGGACUUGUGGCCCUUGGAUAUGAUGCUUCAAUCUGCAAAUCCCGCUGGGAAAAGUCCUCUAAUGUUCCUGCUGGAGAGUACGAAUACGUGGAUGUAAUGCUCUAUGGCGGCGACAGAAUGAUAAUUGAUGUUGAUUUCAGGUCGGAAUUUGAAAUUGCAAGGUCAACUAAGUCUUACAAAUCCGUCCUACAAAUGCUACCAAACAUAUAUGUGGGCAAAGCCGACCGUCUGCAAAAGAUUGUGAGUAUUGUUUCUGAGGCAGCAAGGCAAAGCUUGAAGAAGAAAGGAAUGCCCGUUCCUCCCUGGCGCAAAGCAGAGUAUGUUAAAGCUAAAUGGCUCUCUCCCUACGCCCGCACAACCGCAAAACCUACUCCGGUCCCAUCCCCUGUUGUCUCCGGCAGCCCUAGCCCUGGCAGUUUUGUUUCAUCUGGAAGUGAUGUGAAGGUUGAAAAGGAAGGAUCUUUAGACAAGAUUGAGCUGAAAUUCGGAAAAGAAGAGAAAAGUUUCCCAGACAUCAAGACUGGUGAUAAUGAUGAAGACAAGUCCUCCGUGGUGAAAGUUCCAGAGACCACCAAGCCAAAGAGUUCACUGGCUGAAGUUGAGAUUUUCAGUGGUUCAACUUCGGAAAUAUGAAAAUUUUGAUCUUUUAAACAAAAUUUUCAUCUCUAAUUCCCUUAAUAGAGUAUUGCCUAAUGAUUCCCCUUCUGGUUUUUUGUUGAAAGGGUAUAAUGAUAUAUAGAUAAGCUAACAUAUAAAUGAAUAAAUCACAACAAGAAAUGGUCAAAUAAGCAGCUUGUAAUAGUUAUAGCUGUUCAUUUCUUGUUUCAGGCGAGAGGAUCCUGUGUUCUACUUUUUGUUUGAUGUAAAUCUCAUCCAUGAAUGUUGAGGACUUCAUGUAAAACAUUUUGUGGAUUGGAACAUGGAAUUAUUCAAACAUGUAGUGUUCAUUUCCUGGUUGCAUACAUAUGGAAUACGUGAGUUUUGUCUUGUGUUCUGAAAG
This is a messenger RNA of Oldenlandia corymbosa var. corymbosa, 2345 nucleotides long. The record is from the annotation of a GenBank genome assembly. Lineage: Eukaryota; Viridiplantae; Streptophyta; Magnoliopsida; Gentianales; Rubiaceae.